Molecule: messenger RNA, 1237 nt
Organism: Lathyrus oleraceus (garden pea)
Lineage: Eukaryota; Viridiplantae; Streptophyta; Magnoliopsida; Fabales; Fabaceae
Exons: 4
Coding region: 132-1040 (302 amino acids)
Source: RefSeq, a predicted model, not a curated record
AAAGGUUGACAAACCCCAACCACUCACCACAAUCUUUCAAUAACAACAGUACACAUACAUCACGCUUUCUCUUUUCUUCAUUUCUGCAACGCUCAUCGUCAUGAUCCAAUUGUUAACCAACUAACACCACCAUGUCUCCAUCGUUUGUGAGUUUCGCUGGCUUAUACAGCGGAUAUCUCCGUCGUUGUUUCACCGGAGCAGGUCUCAUCGCUCAAAAAAUCGACAUAGACAACGAAACAACUCUCCAUGUUUGGAGACCAACAAAUCAAGCCACACUAAAACCAUCGCUCGUUCUGAUUCACGGAUUCGGUCCUAUGGCUAUAUGGCAAUGGCGUCAACAAGUUCAGUUUCUAGCUCCACAUUUCAAUCUCUAUGUUCCCGAUCUAAUCUUCUUCGGUGAAUCAACAACGAGAUCGAAGGAAAGAAGCGAGCAAUUCCAAGCAGAGUCGGUUGGAAAACUGUUGGAGAAGUUAGGUGUGAAAAAGUGCCACGUGGCAGGCACGAGUUAUGGCGGUAUUGUUGCUUAUAAUAUGGCGAAAAUGUUAGGGAAUGAGAAAAUUGAUAAAGUAGUUAUUGCUAGUUCUGGUGUAAAUAUGACAAAGAAUCAUAACGUGAGGUUGAUGGAAAGGGCUGGAAUGGAUAAAAUUGAGGACCUUAUGUUGCCUUCAUCUACCCAAAAUAUGAGGAAAAUGAUGAAACUUGCAGUGGCAAAAAGAACGUCUUUCAUUCCUGAUUUUCUAUUGAAAGACUUGUUAAAUAAAUUAUACAUGGAAAAUAGGAAGGAAAAGAUGGAGCUUUUAGGUGGCUUGUCCCUCGGAAAGAUUGACACUUCAAACAUUUCACCUCUUCAACAAGAAGUUCUCAUAAUUUGGGGGGAAGAUGACAAAAUAUUUCCUGUGCAGAUGGCCCAUGAACUGAAACAGGUAAUCAGUAAGAAGGCAAGUAUAAAAUUGAUAAAGGAGGCAUCUCAUCUGCCUCAAAUUGAAAAGCCAAAGAAAUUCAACAAUAUUAUCCUAAAGUUCUUACGCUCUGGCUCAUGAAUCCUUUUUAUGAUUAUGUUUCAUAUAAUUACUAUUUAUUUUUUUUGAAACUAUUAUAAUGAUUAUUGAAUAGUAAAUUUAGUAAUAAUUAGCCUUUAUAGAAGUUAAUAUACUAGUUAUACAAUAUUACUAUUUUAAAUUGUUUUGUUGCCACAAAGGACAAAGCCACAACUAUCCAAAUAUAAAUUAUAUUCUAA